Molecule: messenger RNA, 3130 nt
Organism: Linum trigynum
Lineage: Eukaryota; Viridiplantae; Streptophyta; Magnoliopsida; Malpighiales; Linaceae
Source: the annotation of a GenBank genome assembly
UUCUUCUCAAUGGGUACGGAGAGGAAGAGAAAGGUCAGCUUGUUUGAUGUGAUGGACGAAACAGCUGCUGCUAAGCUCACCAAGGCUAACGGUGGAGUGGCUACUGCGGGAGUCAACGGAAUCAGCUAUAGCGGCUCUGUAAAUCCAUGGAAUGGGAAGCCCUUUUCACAGAGGUACUAUGAUAUAUUAGAGAAGAGGAAAACUCUGCCUGUUUGGCACCAAAAAGAGGAGUUCUUGGACGCGUUGAGGAAGAACCAAGUCCUCGUCCUUGUUGGUGAGACUGGAAGUGGCAAGACAACUCAGAUUCCUCAAUUUGUUCUGGAAGCUGUGGGGUUAGAAACUGCAGAUAAGAGGCGCAAAAUGAUGGUUGGGUGUACUCAGCCUCGUAGAGUGGCUGCAAUGUCUGUUUCUCAACGUGUUGCUGAAGAGAUGGACGUUAGUAUUGGCGAAGAAGUUGGUUAUAGUAUCCGGUUUGAGGACCGUAGCAGCACGAGAACAGUGUUGAAGUAUUUAACUGAUGGUAUGCUUUUAAGAGAAGCAAUGACCGAUCCACUUCUGGAACGCUACAAAGUAAUAAUCCUUGAUGAAGCUCAUGAAAGAACUUUGGCAACAGAUGUACUUUUUGGGCUUCUCAAAGAAGUGUUGAAGAAUAGACCAGACUUGAAGCUAGUUGUGAUGAGUGCUACACUUGAAGCUGAGAAGUUUCAGGGCUAUUUCAAUGGUGCUCCUCUUAUGAAAGUUCCCGGUAGGCUUCAUCCUGUGGAAAUAUUCUACACUCAGGAGCCUGAAAGGGAUUACCUGGAGGCAGCUAUUCGUACUGUUGUUCAGAUACACAUGCAUGAAGGACGUGGUGACAUACUAGUUUUCUUAACCGGUGAGGAGGAGAUCGAGGAUGCCUGCCGGAAAAUUUCGAAAGAGAUAGGUAAUUUGGGUGACCAAGUGGGACCUGUGAAAACGGUGCCCCUGUAUUCGACUCUUCCACCAGCCAUGCAACAGAAGAUAUUUGAUCCUGCUCCACCUUCUUUGAAAGAGGAUGGUCCUCCUGGUAGGAAAAUUGUUGUUUCAACAAAUAUUGCGGAAACUUCACUCACCAUUGAUGGCAUUGUUUAUGUCAUUGAUCCUGGUUUUGCCAAGCAAAAAGUAUAUAAUCCACGUGUUCGCGUUGAGUCCUUGUUGGUGUCCCCGAUUUCAAAGGCGAGUGCACACCAGAGAGCUGGUCGUGCUGGUAGAACACAGCCAGGAAAAUGUUUUAGGCUCUAUACUGAGAGAAGUUUCAAUCAGGAUCUGCAGCCACAGACAUAUCCUGAGAUAUUGAGGUCGAAUCUUGCGAACACUGUUCUCACACUGAAGAAGCUAGGGAUUGAUGAUUUGGUGCAUUUUGAUUUUAUGGACCCACCUGCUCCUGAGACAUUGAUGCGAGCUUUGGAAGUGUUGAACUAUUUGGGAGCUUUGGAUGAUGAUGGCAACUUGACUAAGCUGGGGGAAAUCAUGAGUGAGUUCCCAUUAGAUCCUCAGCUGUCAAAGAUGCUAGUCAUCAGUUCCGAGUUCAAUUGUUCAAAUGAGAUCCUCUCGGUUUCAGCUAUGUUAUCAGUACCCAAUUGCUUUGUCCGACCUAGGGAGGCUCAAAAGGUAGCUGAUGAAGCAAAAGCUCAGUUCGGGCACAGUGAUGGCGAUCACCUCACACUGUUGAACGUGUACCAUGCAUUCAAGCAAAAUAAUGAAGAUCCGUCUUGGUGCUAUGACAACUUUAUCAAUUACAGGGCACUGAAGAAUGCUGAUAAUGUUAGAGAACAGCUUGCGCGUAUCAUGUUGAGAUUUAACCUGAAGAUGUGCAGCACAGACUUUGACAGCAGGGAUUAUUAUGUCAAUAUUAGGAAAGCCAUACUAGCAGGCUACUUUAUGCAGGUUGCUCAUCUGGAACGUACCGGACAAUACUUAACUGUCAAAGAUAACCAGGUUGUGAACUUACAUCCAUCUAAUUGUCUGGAUCGUAAGCCUGAGUGGGUUGUCUACAACGAGUAUGUCUUAACAAGUAGGAAUUACAUUCGGACGGUGAUAGAUAUCCGUGGUGAAUGGCUUGUGGACUUAGCACCACAUUACUAUGAUCUUGAGAACUUCCCACAGUGCGAGGCGAAGCGGGUUCUGGAGAAGCUCUACAGGAAGAGGGGAUAGGGGAGAGGAAAGCAAGAGCAGCUGGAGAUAGGAGUACUGUCUUUCUAUCUCCCCCCAAUGGAUCUUGCGACAGAUAUAAAAAUUGGCUUGCAUUAGAACUGUGCAGUUUUAGCCACUCUGUAUGCAAGCUUGCCUGUUAAGUCCCCGUGUUGAUGAAUUUCGCUGGUCAGCUUCUACUUUUGGAUCUGGAAUAGAGAAGUCACCACUUGCCAUGUAGUGAAAGAGAUAGAAGUGGCUCUGGGCUCUGGCUGGUUACUUAUUUCGAUCACCAUGCUGCUACUUUGUUAUUUAUCUUGUCACUGCUGGACAGUGCAUUAACCUGGGUAUCUAUACUUCCUACGGCCAUUUUAGCUGCAAUUUUAUAACACCUUUCUGUUGGAUUAUGUCAAGGCAUGUAUUAACUUCCCUGCUGGUGUGUUAUUUUAAGCCUGAAACUAGAAAUAGAGGCUCAAUUUACUUUUUUAUCGGUUCGUUUCGCGAUGAAAUUAUAGAACAGAGUCUCGGGUGGCAUCUGCUAAUUAGCCUCGGCUCCCUCGGUAAUGUGGGCUCGUAAAGUACAACACUACAACCCAAUAGCCCAUAUCACCAAGUACCGUGAACGGGUCAGGAUAGUCUCACCGAUCUGCCGCCAUGUUUCAAAAUUUGCCAUAGACGGAUUUGUAGCCGAUAUGGAAAGGUGUGUACGUAACAAGGACGGCUCCUGUUAGGCUGUUACCGUCUGACGAACGAAUCCAACAAGAACAGGGAGAGGCGAAAGCGGCAGCGCAUGAUGGCGGAACGGCCGUAUUCCGCUGAGUCGCACUCGGCAGAUUCUCCAACAAACCAGACAUGGGACGACGGCAAAUUGAAAUGCGAUUGGGAUGUUCUCCUUUUUUAUCAAUACAAAGUGGCCACAGGAUCUGCCGCAAAGACGGAUAGCACACAACUGGAAGACGACAAACAAAAUUUGGUGCAGUUG